Molecule: messenger RNA, 1934 nt
Organism: Humulus lupulus (European hop)
Lineage: Eukaryota; Viridiplantae; Streptophyta; Magnoliopsida; Rosales; Cannabaceae
Product: intermembrane lipid transfer protein VPS13-like
Exons: 8
Coding region: 207-1892 (561 amino acids)
Source: RefSeq, a predicted model, not a curated record
UUGAAAAUCGCUCCAUGUUUUUGCCCAUUCAUUUCCGGCAAGUAGAUGAUAUGAAUGAUUCAUGGCAGUUCCUUCUACCUAAUUCGGCAGCUUCUUUUCUUUGGGAAGAUCUUGGUAGAAGACGUUUGUUGGAACUCCUCAUCGAUGGAGAUGACUAGUCUAAAUCUUAGAAGUUUGAUAUUGAUGAAAUUUCUGCUCAUCAACCCAUGCAUGUUACAAGUGAGACUUCUAGAGCUCUAAGCAUUACGAUAAUAAAAGAAGAGAAAGUCAAUGUUGUUAAGAUCAGUGACUGGUUGCCAGAGAGUGAACCUAUUGGAAUAUUGAGUAAAACAGGCACAUCUCCUCUAUCACAGCUUUCUUUAAAGAACCCACCUCAACAGCAAUCACCAUCCACCUCAGACUCAGAAUUUCAUGUUAUUGUUGAAUUAGCUGAGCUUGGAGUAUCAAUCAUUGAUCACAAACCUGAAGAAAUUUUGUACCUCUCUGUUCAGACUUUUAUUUUUUCAUAUUCAACUGGCUUGGGCUCUGGAAUUAGUAGGUUCAAAUUAAGAAUGCAUGGGAUACAAGUGGAUAAUCAGCUACCAUUAACUCCAAUGCCAGUUCUUUUCAGACCACAGAAAGUUGGGGAUGAGACGGAUUAUAUCUUGAAAUUUUCUGUGACCAUGCAAUCAAACGGGUCACUGGAUCUUUGUGUCUAUCCAUAUAUUGGUUUUUAUGGUCCUGAAAAUGCUGCCUUCCUGAUAAACAUUCAUGAACCUAUUAUAUGGUGCCUUCAUGAAAUGAUCCAGCAGGUCAACUUCAAUCGCUUAUAUGAUAACCAAACCUCUGUCGUUGCUGUUGAUCCAAUUAUCCAAAUUGGAGUUCUUAACAUCUCAGAAGUUCGGUUCAAGGUGUCAAUGGCUAUGUCACCCAGUCAACGACCAAGGGGUGUGCUUGGCUUUUGGGCAUCAUUGAUGACUGCACUGGGAAACACUGAGAAUAUGCCAGUUAGAAUAAAUCAAAGGUUUCAUGAGAAUGUGUGCAUGAGGCAGAGUUCAAUGACAAAUAUUGUUAUUUCAAACAUACGGAAGGAUCUCCUUGGCCAACCUCUUCAAUUGCUUUCUGGUGUUGAUAUAUUGGGUAACGCAAGCAGUGCACUUGGACAUAUGAGUAAGGGUAUGGCUUCCUUAUCAAUGGAUAAGAAGUUCAUCCAAAGUCGGCAGAGACAGGAAAACAAGGGCAUAGAGGAUCUUGGUGAUGUUAUUAGAGAAGGAGGUGGUGCACUAGCAAAAGGCCUAUUUAGGGGAGUCACUGGAAUAUUAACAAAGCCUCUUGAAGGUGCAAAAACUUCUGGUGUUGAGGGUUUUGUUCAAGGUGUUGGAAGAGGACUAAUUGGUGCAGCGGCACAACCAGUUAGUGGGGUUCUGGAUCUUUUGUCAAAAACCACAGAAGGAGCCAAUGCAAUGAGAAUGAAGAUAGCAUCAGCUAUAACUUCUGAUGAACAACUUCUUCGCAGGAGACUUCCUCGCGUAAUUAGUGGUGAUAAUUUACUCCGGCCUUAUGAUGAGUACAAAGCUCGAGGACAGAUUAUUCUACAAUUGGCAGAAUCAGGUUCAUUUUUAGGCCAGGUUGAUCUUUUUAAAGUACGUGGAAAGUUUGCGUUAACUGAUGCUUAUGAAGAUCAUUUCUUAAUCCCAAAAUCAAAACUUCUUGUGGUUACUCAUCGAAGAGUGAUAUUAUUACAGCAACCCUCCAAUAUCAUUGGUCAGAGAAAGUUCAGCCCAGCAAAGGAUCCAUGUUCAAUAGUAUGGGAUGUCUUGUUGGAUGACCUUGCAACCAUGGAAAGAAAGAUAAUCCAAAUGCUCUACCUUCACGUCUUAUACUGUACUUACGGACAAGAUCAACAGAGUUGAAGGAACAAUUUCGUGUUGUAAAAUGUAAUCCUGAUUCCCAAC